Molecule: messenger RNA, 876 nt
Organism: Balaenoptera ricei (Rice's whale)
Lineage: Eukaryota; Metazoa; Chordata; Mammalia; Artiodactyla; Balaenopteridae
Gene: STOML3
Product: stomatin like 3
Exons: 7
Coding region: 1-876 (291 amino acids)
Cellular component (GO): plasma membrane
Source: RefSeq, a predicted model, not a curated record
AUGGAUCCUGGGGCAUCCUCCCCAGAGAAACAGGAUAAAGAGAACUUAGUGGGCGUCAAGAGUAAAGGGCUUGGUAUAUGUGGCUGGAUCCUGUUUUCGUUUUCUUUCCUGUUGAUGAUCAUUACUUUCCCUAUCUCCAUAUGGAUGUGCUUGAAGAUCAUUAAGGAGUACGAACGUGCUGUUGUAUUCCGACUGGGACGCAUCCAAGCUGACAAAGCCAAAGGGCCAGGUUUGAUCCUGGUCCUGCCUUGCAUAGACGUGUUUGUCAAAGUUGAUCUCCGGACCGUUACGUGCAACAUCCCUCCACAGGAGAUCCUCACCAGAGACUCUGUGACCACUCAAGUGGAUGGAGUGGUCUAUUACAGAAUCUAUAGUGCCGUCUCGGCAGUGGCUAAUGUCAACGAUGUCCACCAAGCCACAUUUCUGCUGGCUCAGACCACUCUGAGAAAUGUCUUAGGGACACAGACCUUGUCCCAAAUCUUAGCUGGCCGGGAAGAGAUUGCCCAUAGCAUCCAGACUUUACUUGAUGAUGCCACCAAGCUGUGGGGGAUCCAGGUGGCCCAAGUGGAAAUCAAAGACGUCCAGAUUCCCGGGCAGUUGCAGAGGUCCAUGGCUGCUGAGGCCGAGGCCACCCGGGAGGCCAGGGCCAGGGUCCUUGCAGCAGAAGGAGAAAUGAAUGCUUCUGAAGCCCUGAAGUCAGCCUCCAAGGUGCUGGCUGAGUCCCCCAUCGCCCUCCAGCUGCGUUACCUGCAGACCUUAACCACCGUGGCCACAGAGAAGAAUUCCACCAUUGUGUUUCCUCUGCCCAUGAACGUACUAGAGGGCAUGGGCGGCAUCAGCUACAGUAACCACAAGACGGUCCCUAACAGAACCUGA